AUUCAGCUUGUACUUAUCAACCCACGCAAGCAUGUCUACAGCACAGAGACUGUUGAAGAUAGAGCCGGGACGGGACAGGGCGGAGACGGUACUCAUGAAGGGGGCAGACACGGAAACGGAGGCGCGUAUCCCCCGCCACAACCCCUUCCUCAUUACCUGCUUCAAGUUUCAGCUGCUUGUCUUCAACUUGGUAUUUGUGAUUGCAGGCACCGCACUUCUCUGCGUCACCACGCUGGCGCAUUAUGCGUUUGCUGACUAUGUACGUUACAUGGAGGACGAGUUGUGGCCCAUUCUUGGCCUGUGUUACUUUGUGGGAGCCGCCAUUUUCCUGACGGGGGCGAUCGGCUGUGGGGCCGGUUGGUGUGAGACUUACAAAGUAACAAUUACCUACUGUGUGCUGAUGACGUUGUUGUUUCUGCUGACGUCAGCGGCAGCGAGCGCCAUCAUCGCAUUCGAAGCUGUUGGCAAGGAUAACCAAACUAACAACUUGCACCAAGGUUUGACUCAGGCUGAGUGGAGAGUGGAACGUUUCAUGCUGAAGUCGAUGGACAGAGUGGCGUCAGGAAGAAUCAUCAUGGACGCCGUUCAGGUCCAGUUGCAAUGCUGCGGCGCCAAGGGCUACAUGGACUGGUUCAAAACUCCCUUCCACAACCUUCGGAACGAGACCGAGCCGUACGACGUGCCGGGGUCCUGCUGCCUCAACGCCACCAUGAACUUCAGCUUCACCCGCCCGGACGACUCCUGUGGGUACCAACUGGACACCGAGGCUAAAGCUAUCGACAGUAUCUAUACAGAGGGAUGUGGACCGAAGGUAGCCAAGUUCAUACGAGAAAACCUGAAGGGGCUCGGUGCUGUAGGGAUAGUGGUCAUCGUUUUAGAGAUUCUGGGUUUCACGUGCGGCUGCUGCUUCCUCCACCAGCUCAGGAGGAAGAGAAAAGAGCGGGACAUGAUGGAGCAGUACGAGAAGCUACUGCAGUACUGAUGACGUGAGGGGAACCGCUCUGCAGUACUGAUGACGUCAGGGGAACCGCUCUGCAGUAUUGACGACGUCACAGGAACCGCCCCCACAAACCGCAGUAUUUAAUAAGUGACGUCACCAGUAUAGGUCCUCCUUGUGUUCAGCAGCAUUUUUGGUCAUAAGUUAGCUUCUCCAAGUCAUAAAACUCUUGACACAAAGAACGAUAGACUAGCCUGCCAUACUAAACGGUUACGACACCAAAAUGCUAAUGGUUUGAGAAACUGACAGCAGUCCAGUGACAGUGUUCACUAUUCUAAUAUUUCCUCGAUGUAAUAUUUACAAUUACGACUUCUUUUUAUAACAAAACUUUACAUAUCAUAAAUGGAAUAAGAAUCUCAUCAGUACAGAUAGAACGCCAGAGUGCUAUCAUCAUUUUUGUUAGGUUGAGAAACAAUGUAGUACAGUUUCAAUGUAUUUUCAGUGAAAUGGGAUGACUUUGCAAUUGGCAAAUGCAUAUCCAUAUAUAAUCUUUGGCACAGCAAACUUUUUGCUGAAGUGACUGACCCAAAGAUAAUUCUGCGUAAAUUUGAUGUCCACAUUGACAGAUUCGAAAAGGCAAAGGCUGUUUUCAACAAUUACAAUUUAUCUCCAGUUUAUCAUAUAUAUAUAUUGUCAAAGCUAAGGGAAACUAGCAGAUAUCUAGGGAUCGGAUGGUAAAUGUACUUGGGUGAAAUCGCAAUAUGGGGUGUUUGGCUGAGAUUUUAUGGAUUAGGAUGAAAUGUGUACAUUAUAUAGGGGACAUGACAUUGUAUAGAUGGGUUUUGGUACAAAGAUCUCCGAGAACAAAGUCUUGGGCAGUAUAUUCAGGGUCUUGAAUAAAUGUUCUCUUUAUA
Messenger RNA from Branchiostoma floridae (Florida lancelet), 1851 nucleotides. RefSeq names its product CD63 antigen-like. Bases 32 to 982 code for a protein of 316 amino acids. The transcript has 8 exons. Gene Ontology annotation, cellular component: membrane. NCBI's taxonomy places the organism in Eukaryota, Metazoa, Chordata, Leptocardii, Amphioxiformes, Branchiostomatidae. The record is from RefSeq and is a predicted model, not a curated record.